This is a messenger RNA of Oppiella nova, 1107 nucleotides long. NCBI's taxonomy places the organism in Eukaryota, Metazoa, Arthropoda, Arachnida, Sarcoptiformes, Oppiidae. The record is from the annotation of a GenBank genome assembly.
UCUAAUGUGUUGCCGAUAACCAGUGACCAACUGAUUGGCGCCCGACUGCUGCAAGAGUUCGUUGCGAAGACUUUCGAGAAUCAGAUGAAAAUGAGAGCCAAUAUGAAUGCCUUACGUUAUCCCAACUCUACGCCCAAAACCAUUCUUAUGAUUCCUAUCACCGGAAGUCAAUCAUUGGAUCAAUUGAAUGACAUUAUCGCUAACCGGCAACUAAUCAACGGACAGAUAAUUCAAACGCGAAGACGUGAUCUCAUGAGUCCUGAAGAGAUUCAUAAGUUUUCGGUACUACUGAACGAAAUCAAAGACUUUUCGCACAAUAAUUGUGAUCUAAUAGUGGAUUACGAAUGGCUUUGUAUUAUACACAACCUUAUGUUUAAGAAGGGCUUCUGUGACUAUCCGCCGCAGAGUUGGCAAAUUGCUUACAAACAGCUGAUCCGAUGCUAUGUUCAGGCUUUAAAAACGUGUGAAUCGUAUGAAGAAGUGAUGACUUAUUUGCCACUAUUUGAAGACUGCAAUCGAUUGCUAUUCAACAAAUCCAAUGGUCAUUACGAGCACGUGAUGGACGCCAGGAGACGAUUCCUCAACAAUUACGGAGAUUUGGAUAAUAAAUGGCUAAAUCUUCGGCUGAUUGUCAAACAGCAGAGCAGUGAACACCAGAAAAGCAAUGAUUUGCAGACAGUAUUGGAGAACAACGUCAAUGACAUCAAAGGUCUGAAUGUAUUGAUUCAUGUGAUCAAAGAACUAGAUAUCAAACCCAAUGAGAGGAAGAGUUUUGAGAGAAUGUCAACGAAGAUGAACGCAAUUGGUCUGAACUGGAGUCCAGAAAAGUGCAGAACUGUUCUCAACGUUUGGGUCUCUUUCUAUGCGAACAAUUUCCAUAAUUUAGAGUAUUGUCUCCAAAAGCGCAACCGAAUCGUUGAAUACAUUUACGGCUUUUUGAACGCAAUCACAACCUUUUCAUCCAAUUUGAAGAGCAUUUACCGACCAAAUGAUGUCAAUUAUCGCAAAAUAAUACUCAUUGAGAAGUAUGUCCACAAUUUCAAUGCUUCCACACCUUAUACUAAACUCAAGGCAGUCUUUAGAAAUGGUUUGUCUGAUCACCAAUAG